Molecule: messenger RNA, 1467 nt
Organism: Galendromus occidentalis (western predatory mite)
Lineage: Eukaryota; Metazoa; Arthropoda; Arachnida; Mesostigmata; Phytoseiidae
Gene: Ykt6
Product: YKT6 v-SNARE homolog
Exons: 6
Coding region: 239-832 (197 amino acids)
Biological process (GO): endoplasmic reticulum to Golgi vesicle-mediated transport
Cellular component (GO): Golgi apparatus; membrane
Molecular function (GO): SNAP receptor activity
Source: RefSeq, a predicted model, not a curated record
CGCUCAGUGGUUUCGAAAGAGGAGCAGUCGUCGCCGUCACUCGUAUGAGCGAUUGAUUUCUAUCGUAAUUCGCCGCCGCUGUUUUCCUCCGGCAGUAGUUUUGUCGCUCUGCUUAGGGCUCUCGCCGAGUCUACACCAGUGCGGGUCCCCUGAUCAGACCUCAUCGUCGAUCUUACGUAUUGGGACACGCUUCGUGAGCUUCACUGAUUAGCCCCGACUGAGUUUCGAGCCAAUCAGGAUGGUGAAGCUGUUCCACGUCGCCGUGCUCUACAAGCACGGAUCUCAGGUCUCCGUUUUGACCGGGGCUAGCGAUCUCUCCUCUAUCGGCUUCUUCCAAAGAUCCAGCGCGGCAGAGUUCAUGAGAUUCACGUCAAAUGUUGUGGUUGAGAGAUGUCAGCUUGCCACCCGGACAACAAUCAAGGAAGGAGAAUACAUGUGCCAUUGUUACGCCCGGAGUGACGGUCUCUCUGGCGUUCUAAUAUCGGACCAUGAGUAUCCUAAUCGGGUAGCUCACACAUUCAUUAGCAAGGUUCUCGAUGAUUUUGCGGCCAAGUAUUCGCCUGAUACAUGGUCGUCCGGAGGAAACAAACCCCUGGCUGGUCUGGAAGCCCAACUAGCCAAGUAUCAAAACCCGAAUCAAGCCGACGCGAUGUCGAAGAUCCAAUGCGAUCUUGAUGAGACGAAAAUCAUUCUGCUGAAUACGAUCGACGCCGUACUCGAGCGAGGCGAGAAACUAGACGACCUCGUGGCUAAGUCAGAUGAUUUGAGCGCCCAGAGCAAAAUGUUCUACAAGACUGCGAAGAAAACGAAUCAGUGUUGUGUUCUCCUGUAGUGAGAAUCGAAUAUGCCAAUGACUCGAUAGGAUACGAAUGUAUUGGAACCAUCUACAUGGAUAUAUCGUCAGUGAGGGAUGAAAAAAAUAGUAGGAGCCCACGUGUAACUCAAAUAUCUGCGUGACAUGUACAGCGGUUGAAUAUUCGGUCUGAAUCGAUGAACUCAGGAAUCCUAUUUUUCUCCACGCGGCAGUCCGACAUUCGGACUCGAUGAUACGGAAGAAUAAAAUGUUAUUUUUCCACGAGAAUACGCUGGAUCCUUGAUCAAAGGCUCACUACUCUAAUGUAUUGUUUCCUUGUGAUCGAAGCGGUAAAAUCGCGUAUGAUCCUGAUCGAGUGACCCGUCCUGGGUAAGUCAUGGGAGCUUGGCAGACUCCAUGGUUUUUCCUAGGCUGGCCAUCGUCGCCAUUCCAGAACCUUUUCUGGAAGUUCGGACUCUAUCUCUAUAGGGUCGUAGUAGUCCCAAGGAUACGAAAUCCUUAUUACCUACUUAAGGAAGCGCAUGAAAAGCAGAGUAAUCCCCUCUCCGCAUCAGAGAUUGAAUUCCCCGCGGAAACGAGGACAGUGAAAAUAUAAGUUUAUUGCGUAGUCUGCUGAUUGUAACAGUAUUGCCGGGGAAUAAAUAUGUAUUGAA